This is a messenger RNA of Micropterus dolomieu (smallmouth bass), 2355 nucleotides long. It is a transcript of the gene sdr42e2, whose product is annotated as short chain dehydrogenase/reductase family 42E, member 2. Gene Ontology annotation, biological process: steroid biosynthetic process. Lineage: Eukaryota; Metazoa; Chordata; Actinopteri; Centrarchiformes; Centrarchidae. The record is from RefSeq and is a predicted model, not a curated record. The transcript has 11 exons. Gene Ontology annotation, molecular function: 3-beta-hydroxy-Delta5-steroid dehydrogenase (NAD+) activity. Bases 762 to 2051 code for a protein of 429 amino acids.
AGUAUAGGUCUAUAAGCCUAUUAAAAUGUUGACAUCAAUGACCAUCAGGCUGUUACCAUGAAGUCUAAUUUAACACAUAGGAAGGAAUUCUGCAGGUUUAUUGUGGGUCUGCACAACUGACAAAAUCCUUUAAACUGUGUAAUGUAAAUGAAAAGAUGAAAAUGAAAUACUGUUAUUGAGUUGUUUUAUAGGCUAUACCAAAUGCAUGCUGGCAUUCUGUCCAUUUCAGCAUUUUCUACAGUUUUCUCAAUUUAACCCCUUAUCAAGCAGCAGUCAGUCAUCACAAACUCAUGCCAUGCAGCCAAACAUAGUUCAGAUGCAUUGGAUUAUAUUUGGAAUUCUAGUGGAGACCCCAAAUAUACCUGGUCAAGGGCGGCUAUUUCAUGUCACCAUUGGUGGGGACAAUCAAAGCUGUCAGCUUUCUCCUUGCGGGAGAUUUUUAGAAAUAAAGUCGCAGAGGGCAUGAAAAAGGCAGACAGUGGACAGAAAUGUAUAAAUAUGAGGGGGGAGGACAUAUUCUUUCUAAAAAAUGCAAUAGUAAUAGAGAACAACAGCUGGAUUUUGCUAGGUGGAAGGGUAAACUGCAAGUUUACCCAAGCCUAAAUUAAUAAUAAGAUGUACGGUCCCAGUUGCUCUAAGAUCCUGUCACAACCACCAAUGUUACAAAAAAAAAAGGUUUUGGGUCAGUUUACACCAACAGUUAUGCAACGUUUAUACUAAAUCAAUGAAUAACCAAUGUUUCCCCACAGUUCUGGACAUCUAUGGAGCUGUGUGGUCCCAACAUGAGUGAGAGUGGAGGCACACUGUGCCAGGUGAAGCAGCGUCCCCGCCACAGUGCCCCACUUUGUCACCUGCAGGCCAGUGGACACCACAUGCACAACCUCCCCCACCAGCCGUGGGUCAGCCACCCAGCUCCGGCCAUCGCCUCCAGCCCGACCGAGGCCAUCUGCCAUAGGGUAAAUGGAUCCAUGGCGACCAGCUACAGCAACCCAGGUAGUGCGGCCUCCAGACUGGGAGAGGAGGCAGCACCGGCCCGCGGUGUCUCCACAGGGAAGGUGGUGGUGACAGGAGGAGGUGGAUACUUAGGGUUGAGGUUGGGAAAAGAGCUGGCCAGCCAGGGAAUGUCAGUGAUCCUUCUGGACAUGAACAAGCCUCCCUGCGAUAUCCCUGAUGGAGGCAUCUUCUAUCAGAGUGACAUCCGGGACUAUUCAUCCCUCCAUAAGGUGUGUGAAGGAGUUGACUGUAUAUUCCACACAGCGUCUUACGGCAUGACCGGACCAGAACAGCUGAGGAAAGAGCAAGUGGAGUCAAUCAAUGUUGGAGGGACCAAUAAUGUCAUAAACGUGUGUAAGGAGAGGAGCAUCCCCAGGCUGGUGUACACCAGCACUAUCAAUGUGGUGUUUACGGGGAAACCAAUUGAAGAGGGCGAUGAGGCUUCAGUGCCGUCUGUGCCCCCCGACAUACACAUCGACCACUACUCCAGAACUAAAGCGAUUGCAGAGCAGAUGGUCCUCUCUGCCAACGGAUGCUCCCUGAAAGGCGGAGGCCUGCUUCGGACCUGCGUCCUGCGACCCUGUGGCAUCUAUGGACCAGAGGAGAGGAGACACCUUCACAGAGUGGUGGUGAAUGUGGAGCGUCGGUUGUUCAGUUUCAGGUUUGGGGACCCCCGGGCCAGUAUGAACUGGGUACAUGUAGAUAACCUGGUGCUGGCGCACACGCUGGCAGCUGAGGCUCUUGCACUGCAGAGGAGCUGUGUCGCUAGUGGACAGGCCUAUUUCAUUAAUGAUGGCGUUUCAGUCAAUCUCUUUGAGUGGUUGACACCGUUGUUUGAAAAGCUGGCCCACAGCAGACCGUUGAUUAACCUACCUGUGACACUCGUCUAUUCAGCAGCCAUCCUGAUGGAAUAUUUGCACGUAGCUCUGAGGCCUGUGAUAGAAGUGCCUCUCCUCUUUACCAGAAGUGAGACACAGCCUGAUACUUGGAAGAAAGAAAAAUGCUUUAUUUUUAUAAACUCAAAUGCCUCACAAAGGUCUUUUAACAUUCUGACCUGAGUGAACAAUGAUGCAUUAAGGAUCAUGAUGACGUGACCAUAGUGUUGAAAGUUACAACACUGUGGAGCGUGUGUGGACAUAUGCAUCCAUAUGUACCUACCUAACUGAAUACUGUAUGUGUCUCAUGUGUUGGGUAUGGGUUACCUGCUCUCUGAUGAGUAGAUUCUUGUUUAAGUCUCUCCUGCAACAGUGAAGACAGACUUCAUUAGGGCGGGUAUUUUCCUAUCAACCCCCUGCUCUCCUCCACCAUCAUCUGACACUAUCUCUUGUGCAUGAAUUAUGGAAAACCAAAGGGAGCCUUUAA